Messenger RNA from Symbiodinium sp. CCMP2592, 1224 nucleotides. Lineage: Eukaryota; Dinophyceae; Suessiales; Symbiodiniaceae. The record is from the annotation of a GenBank genome assembly.
AUGGUCCGUGACCAAAACGAGCUCUCCGAGCUCUGGGGCAAUCAGCUAUCGGGCGUGACAGAAUGUGACAGCGUUGAUGUUGACUCGAACUCAGUGCUCGGCUCUCCUCUGGACCGGAGCGCGGCUUGGCCUCUGCCCUUCGCCUGUGCCAUGGCCGAGGUGGCUCUGACCUGCGUGUCGGCGGAGGUUGAUGGUUCGAAGCCGCCACCCGGCAUGGCGUCCGUCGCGGGGAAGCUCCUUCAGCAGGUUCAGGCUUGCGUCUCACAAGCCACCAUGCCGGAGAAGUCCAAAGCCGACUUCGCCGGAUUCUAUGCCGGCUUCGAGUGCACUUACUCUUCCAGCCAGGACCUGGAGAGGCUCCCCCAUGAGCUGAAACGCUGGCCAUUCGAGCCGGAACAGCCGCCCUGGAUGGUGGGUCGACAGCAUCAGCUGGAGCUGCUGUCUCGCCUGGUGCCUGACAGGCAGCUUUUCUCGAGCAUCGGGCGGGCGCAUUUCGAGCUCCGACCGGAACCCGACAAGGAGCAGCCCACACUGCGGCUGCGCCCACUAUCGCCGAACCCCCUCAAGGUGGACGGUCGCUCCGUGGCUGCUGAGGAGUCGGGUUCCGAGGAGGUGACGCUCCGCGACGGCUCGUCUGUGAGCUUCUGCUUCCAAGGGGAGGUGUUCCUCACUUUGCAGUUCCUCAUCCGUCGGGGAGUGGAGGCAGCACCCACGCAGGAAGCCCUGCCACAGUCUUUGGACACGGUGCCCACGGUGGCGCGGUCCAGUCCCGCAGCUUAUGCCUUAGUUUGCGAUCGGCUCGCAGGAGAGACGGUGGAUCAUUUGCCAAAGGAGGAGCGGAAGAUCCUGGUCUCUUCGGAGGGCCCCACCUCCAUCGGUCGCCAGUGUCAACCAGGUUUCUUCGAAAACUUGCAGAAGCUCAGCCGGUCACAGUGGGUGUUCGUGGGCUACGUUUCCCGGACUCAUUUCCAGGUCACGGGCUUGGCCGAGGAGUUGCCUCCUUCCAAAGUCCGAUUUGAAGUGACGAACUGCAGCAGCAACCCGAUUCUCCUAGCUGGGAGAGAACUGCCAGGAAGAGGCAGGCAGGUGAUCCAGGUUGGCGACACCAUCGAACUUAUCGCCCAGGACAGCCAAGCUUACUACAGUGGAAAGGCAGUUCCCCUCCUGAAGUUUGUUGUGGCUUGGGCAGAGCCGUUCGACAAGCUCCUUUGCGGAAGGAUCUAA